Trichomycterus rosablanca is the source of this 1938-nucleotide messenger RNA. RefSeq names its product potassium voltage-gated channel, Shal-related subfamily, member 2 (gene kcnd2). The transcript is spliced from 6 exons. Gene Ontology annotation, biological process: potassium ion transmembrane transport; protein homooligomerization. The coding region runs from base 55 to 1938 and encodes 627 amino acids. Lineage: Eukaryota; Metazoa; Chordata; Actinopteri; Siluriformes; Trichomycteridae. Gene Ontology annotation, cellular component: postsynaptic membrane; voltage-gated potassium channel complex; dendritic spine. The record is from RefSeq and is a predicted model, not a curated record. Gene Ontology annotation, molecular function: protein binding; A-type (transient outward) potassium channel activity.
AGACCUGUAAAAAUCAAGUACAACUGAGUUGGACUAUUUGCUGUACAGAUCAGCAUGGCGGCCGGAGUAGCAGCCUGGCUUCCCUUUGCCCGUGCUGCAGCCAUAGGAUGGAUGCCUGUGGCCAGCGCCCCCAUGCCUGUUCCACCACGGGACAAAAGUCGAUCUAAGGAUGGCUUGAUCAUCCUAAACGUAAGUGGCUCAAAGUUCCAGACAUGGAAGAACACCCUGGAGCGCUAUCCUGACACUCUGCUCGGCAGCACAGAGCGCGACUUUUUUUACCACGAGGAGACCAAUGAGUAUUUUUUUGACCGUGAUCCGGAUAUAUUCCGCCACAUUUUAAAUUUCUACCGAACUGGGAAGCUACACUACCCACGUCAUGAAUGCAUCUCGGCUUAUGACGAGGAACUGGCGUUUUUCGGGAUCAUCCCUGAGAUCAUAGGGGACUGCUGCUAUGAAGAGUAUAAAGAUCGUAGGAGGGAAAAUGCAGAGAGGAUCCAAGAUGAUGAGGACAGCGAAAAUACCAAUGAUGUUGCAUCACCGGACAUGUCAUUCCGUGAGUCCAUGUGGCGCACCUUUGAGAACCCGCACACAAGCACAAUGGCGUUGGUGUUCUACUAUGUCACCGGUUUCUUUAUCGCAGUCUCAGUUAUGGCUAACGUAGUGGAGACUGUUCCAUGUGGCAGAUUCCAUGCCAGGGUGGUUUCAUGCGGAGAGCGUUAUGAACUUGCGUUUUUCUGCCUGGACACGGCCUGCGUGAUGAUUUUUACAGUCGAGUACCUGUUGCGCCUGUUUGCUGCACCCAGCAGGUAUAAGUUUGUCAAGAGCGUGAUGAGCAUCAUCGAUGUGGUGGCCAUCAUGCCAUACUACAUCGGCCUGGUCAUGACGGAUAACGAGGACGUCAGCGGGGCAUUCGUCACCCUUAGGGUCUUUCGAGUUUUUCGGAUUUUCAAAUUCUCGCGCCAUUCGGCCGGUCUGCGCAUUUUGGGCUACACACUCAAGAGCUGCGCCUCGGAGCUCGGAUUCCUCCUGUUCUCUCUCACCAUGGCUAUCAUCAUCUUUGCUACGGUUAUGUUCUAUGCCGAGAAAGGCUCCAAUUCCAGCAAGUUCACCAGCAUUCCUGCGGCCUUCUGGUACACCAUAGUCACCAUGACCACGCUUGGGUAUGGAGACAUGGUUCCAAAGACCAUCAUGGGGAAGAUUUUCGGCUCAAUUUGCUCUCUCAGUGGCGUGCUGGUGAUCGCUCUUCCUGUGCCCGUCAUCGUGUCAAACUUCAGCCGAAUCUACCACCAGAGUCAGCGUGCAGAGAAACGCAGAUCCCAAAAGAAAACCAGGCUUGCUAGAAUUCGUGCAAAGAAGAGCAAAGGAACUAACGCUUAUUUGCAGUACAAACGCAAUGGGCUGCUGGCUGACCACGAGGAGGAGGCAUCGAAAGAAGCAGGGAAGGCACUGGUUUGCAAGACUAACCCCACGUUUGACACUCAGCAUCACCAUCUCUUACACUGCCUGGAAAAAACGACGAAUCAUGAGUUUGUGGAUGAGCAGACAUAUGAGACGAGCUGUAUGGAGGUGUCGGUGGUCAAGCCGUCCACCUCACGCUCCUCUUCCAUCUCGUCCUCGCCUCAUGGCAUAACUUGCUGCUCCCGACGCAACAAGCGCAAGAGCUUCAACGUACCCAACUCCAACAUGGUGGCCGGGCACCGAGACAGUGUGCAGGAGCUCAGCACCAUUCAGAUUAGAGAGAGGCCUCUUAGCAACAGUCGUUCGAGUCUGAACGCCAAGUUUGAGGAGACAGUACCGCUGAACACGGAGCAGCAGCCCUACAUCACCGCAGCGGUCAUCAGCAUGCCCACUCCACCCGUCACCACGCCUGAGGGUGGAGAGUCCGCCAGCUCACCUGACUUCUUGCGGAGCAACAUUGUCCGUGUGUCAGCGUUAUAG